CAUUGAGGAGAAAGUAGUUGUGGGAUCUUCUUAAUAGAGGCUGUUACCAAUGAGGGACCAAAGGAAGUUUCAAAAUAAUUUAUUUAAUUAUUCUACGGCGUAAUUAUCAAAAAUAUAUGUUCUGUAGUAUAAUUUUGCCGCAUAGGGUAUUUUUAAACAUUUCAUUUAUGAUUCCUUGCCUCCACGUCAUGUCAUAUGCCUCUUUGAUGCAAAAAAAUACCGCUCUCUAUCGUCAAAGGCCUUUAUCGGUGUGUUUAACCAAGCGGUCAACUGUUGAGUGGCCUAGCCGAAAUCCUACCUACCAUUCGAGGGGUAAAAUUAUCACUGGUCAGAGGGAGUUAAGGGUCCUCUAUACAUCCCGACGAAAUUUGAAACGAUCGGAGCGCCCACUAGUGUAGCUAAGUAAAAGUUGUUUUACCUGAAUAGUUAAACUGCCAAAGGCAAGGUCACAUGUCUUUGAGGGAUUCCAAAUUACAUUACAUAAAUUAAUUUAAUUAUAAUUGCUGUACAUUUCUAAACCUUCUCUUUAUCUUCAACAGCAAAUAAUUUGGAAUUUUCUAAUGACACUCACAAAAUUGUAAAGGGGCAAUACCGGAUUUACCACCCGAACUGAAGGUUACUAGUAAUGAAGAAAUUAAAAACAAUUAGGUAACGAGUUUUCAUCCGCCCAUUUAAAGAAAUUAUGGUAUACCUACCUAACCCUUUAAUGGAAAUUUAAUCCAACGGUAAUUAUUUAUAUUGAUGCAUUACUAUUUUUCUCUGCUAAUUUCAUAUUUAAAACCACUUUCAUCAGUGACUUACACUCAUUAUUUAGUGCGCUAAUUUGUUUGUUUUAAAAUUUUUUAAUAUGCCGAAGUGUAUGGGGAGUUUGUCACGAAGUUUAAAAAGUCGAAAAUCCGCAAUGAAGAAAUUGUCGCAAAGGAGAUGGAAUUCUAUAAUGCCCAAAAUGGACCAAGUAGUCCCCACAACAGUGCCUCUUUGCAGUUCAAAUGAUGUUGAUAACAAUUCUUCUGAUAAAACUGGGCCACCUGAUUAUUUAAGCAAAGGUGAAGAAGAAGCAGUUGUUAGUACUAGUUGUUAUAAUAGUGAUUCUGAUACGGAGUUGGACGAACUAGUCCUUGAACUUGAACCUGAACCAAUAGCGUCCUGUAGUUAUGACAAUAUAGAUAGCAACUUUGUCAAUGCAACUGAUCCAUUUCACAAUUUCAACAAAGAUGACGAGGAAGUAAUUACUACCAUUAGCGGCGAUUCUAGUGACGGCACUGAUAUCUGA
Photinus pyralis (common eastern firefly) is the source of this 1273-nucleotide messenger RNA. RefSeq lists its product as uncharacterized. The transcript is spliced from 2 exons. Lineage: Eukaryota; Metazoa; Arthropoda; Insecta; Coleoptera; Lampyridae. The record is from RefSeq and is a predicted model, not a curated record. The coding region runs from base 848 to 1273 and encodes 141 amino acids.